AAAGUAAAUUUGGAGAGGGGAUGUAACUAGGAGAGUGUAGAAGGUAGAAGUGUCAGUGUGAUGCGGAGUGAGGUUAAAAGUUCAGUUAACAAAGCGUGUAAACAGUCGAAAGUAAAUAUAAAUUUAAUUAUUUAAUAAUUAAAACAAUACUGAGUUUAUAAUUACUAGUAAAAAUAUUAUUUGCUCAUAUUUUUUUACCCAAUUAAUGAUUUUUCGAAGUGUCAAAAGAUUUAACAAAUCAAUACUUCUGACGAGUUUAAAUUUAGAGUUACAAUAAAUAUAUGUUUUAAAGCUGUCAAUCUGACAUACGGGACUCUGAUACAUGACAGCUUGAAAUAGUGAAAGAAAAAUGUCGCAAGAAAAGUCUGAUUACUUUUCAAAUGUUUCGAAUAUUUAUUUCCCACGAGUUGUCUUAGAAAAAAUAGACAUUCCAGAAAAUAGUAUAAUUAUUUCAACAAUCAUCGAAAAUCCUUUGACUGAGGAACCUGCUGCCCAAUCAUCAGAUUUUAUCAAUAAUGAUUACAAUGUUUUGAAUCUAGAUGAUGAAGUCUGCUACAAGAUUCAUAGCAUUGAAUAUAUUUGUCAGGAUUGUUAUAAAUCCUUUAGUUCAGCUGAGCUGCACAAAAACCACGUGCUGUCUUGUCACACUGCAGGAAAUCGUCUCUUGAAUAUUCCGAUAGAAUAUCUUCCUGUUGUGCGGCUCAACAGAAUUGACAUACCUGAAAAAAAAGUAAAGGUUAAAAUAAACAGAAGCAAAUGUCCUGCGAUCACUAAAUCAGCUCCAAAGAAAUGCGGGAGUCAAAGUAAAUCUAAACGCAGGGAUAAGAAGAUUAAUAAAUCUUGUAAUUCAUCAAGCAAAUACUUGAAAGUGUGACGACAAUACCAGGGCAGUGGAGUAACAUCUGACAUGCAAGUAUGACAUUGCGGGAUUCAAUUUCAUGCAUAGGCUGGAUACUGGCAAUUAUUUGCCAGCAGUAUAAAAAUUUUGACACCAGCACCAAUCGAUAUUAAUAUAACUAUUUAAAAUAUAUUGGUUUUCAGUGUUUACUAUAUAUAUUAUAUAUAUACAUUUAAAUAAUAAUUAUUAUCUUUAAUUUAGCAAUUUUUUUUCAA
This is a messenger RNA of Microplitis demolitor, 1113 nucleotides long. RefSeq lists its product as uncharacterized. The record is from RefSeq and is a predicted model, not a curated record. Lineage: Eukaryota; Metazoa; Arthropoda; Insecta; Hymenoptera; Braconidae. The transcript is spliced from 4 exons. Bases 350 to 874 code for a protein of 174 amino acids.